Penaeus indicus is the source of this 1067-nucleotide messenger RNA. Its product is annotated as rRNA N6-adenosine-methyltransferase ZCCHC4-like. Lineage: Eukaryota; Metazoa; Arthropoda; Malacostraca; Decapoda; Penaeidae. Gene Ontology annotation, cellular component: cytoplasm; nucleolus. Gene Ontology annotation, biological process: rRNA methylation. The coding region runs from base 1 to 1014 and encodes 337 amino acids. Gene Ontology annotation, molecular function: rRNA (adenine-N6-)-methyltransferase activity. The transcript has 8 exons. The record is from RefSeq and is a predicted model, not a curated record.
AUGUCAAUUAAAUUUAAUUUGAGGGGGCGCCCGGGAUUGAACCGGGGACCUCUCGAUCUGCAGUCGAAUGCUCUACCACUGAGCUACACCCCCACGCUCUUGGAUGGAUGGCCUGGCAUGAUUUCCUGUAGCCAGAAUACGAAAAAUGUUCCGCCAAGGCAUACAGUCUACGGGACAUGCACGCCACACUUAACCACUGCUAUCACCACAAGGAGCAUCAGUGUUAAGAAAUAUUAUAUCCUCAUAUUCAAACUGCAUAAUCACUUUGUAUUUCUUUCACCUUCAGAGUUAGUGUUGGUGUCUGAUCCCCCAUUUGGAGGGAGAAUGGAACUUUUAGCCCAUAACAUGAAAAGGAUAGAACAAGAUUGGAGAACAGCCAGACAUCUUGAUCCUCAAGAACAGUUGCCAGUGUUGUUCAUAUUUCCAUACUUUAUGGAACCUCAAGUCCUGCAUAACCUGUCAGACUUUGUGAUGCUUGAUUAUCAAAUAGAUUAUGAUAAUCAUCCACUGUAUUCAUCAGGCCCAAAGAGUAUGAAGAAUGGUUCUGCUGUAAGGGUGUAUGUAAAUCAACCUGCAUCACUAUUUUCCUUUCCUGAGAGUGAGGGAUACCAUUACUGUAAACCCUGCAAUCGAUGGGUGUUUAACAACAACAAACAUUGUGAAAAAUGCAAAGGUUGUAUGUCAAAAGAUGGUCGAACCUACAAACACUGUGACCAGUGCAGGAAGUGUGUAAAACCAUCAUGGCUUCAUUGCACCGAGUGUUCUAGAUGUCAGCCUCAAGACCACAAGUGCAAGUCUCAUGGAGUCAAUGGUUCUUCAAAAAUAACAUGCCAUAUUUGCGGGGGUUCUGACCACAAGCGCACCGAUUGUCCAAAGAAAAAGAAACGUGGAGAAUCCUUCAGCAAUGAGCAUGUUGGAAAGAAGAAAAAAAGGAGGAAACAGACCUUGCCAUCAAAUCUUACAGAAGAGAGAGAGAGAAACUUGGAUAUCUUGUCUCAGAUAAUCUCCAGCUGAUAGACUGUAAAAUGCAAGUUUUAUGUAAAAUAAAUAUUUUGAUAUAUUUGUUU